Messenger RNA from Sphaerulina musiva SO2202, 1876 nucleotides. RefSeq names its product ORC2-domain-containing protein. Gene Ontology annotation, cellular component: nucleus; nuclear origin of replication recognition complex. The transcript has 2 exons. The record is from RefSeq and is a predicted model, not a curated record. Bases 1 to 1680 code for a protein of 559 amino acids. Gene Ontology annotation, biological process: DNA replication. Gene Ontology annotation, molecular function: DNA replication origin binding. NCBI's taxonomy places the organism in Eukaryota, Fungi, Ascomycota, Dothideomycetes, Mycosphaerellales, Mycosphaerellaceae.
AUGCCCAAACGACGCAAGCGAGACGAUACCACAACAGAAGACGAUGACCCGACUCCACGCAAGGCCAGACGGAGCGCUCCAGACGACCAUGUCCCUUCGAUAUCAAGUCCUUUGCGAGGCUCAGAAACGCCCUCUCGCUCCAUCCUGAAGCAGACUCCCACCAAGGCCAAUGGCUUGCAGAGUUUUGAUGCUACACCCAGUUCCCUCCGAAAGGUCUUGUUUGCCACUCCAAAUAGGCCAGAGGAAGAAGUAGACGACAACGCUGAAGAGACACCGCUGGCCACUCGGAACGACCGCAACGAUCGCUCGGCGCGUAAGAAGAGUCAGCGAACACUGCAGAAGCAGAUUGCACAGGGAGACGACAGCGAUGAUGGCGAGAACGAGCAGGAUGAAGCCAUUGCACAGGCCAUAUUGGGCGAGGAUGAAGAUGUGGAGGACGGCAUGGAAAUGGAGAUAGCAGUUGCGCCAGACACCCCGUCAAAGACGGGCAGACCACGAGGACGACCGAAAGGGAAGAGGCGUGAGCGUACUCCUAGUCCUCCACCCAAUCUGCCACCCCAUGAACUCUUCUUCUUUCAGAAUCGAGGUGGUGGAAACAAAACAUCUGCCAAUACUAUGCCAAGCAAUCUCCUGCUCAAUCAUGAAGACUACUUUGCUCGAAUUGCGUCUUAUGAAGACCCGCACAAGUCGGAUAUUGCGAUGCUGAAGCAGUUGCAUGUACGAGCAUUCAAUCAAUGGAACUUUGAAUUAGAGGAAGGUUUCAGCAUUUGCUUAUAUGGUUAUGGCUCGAAGCGUAGUCUAGCCAUGGACUAUGCUGAGCACAUAUAUGGCCAAUCAGAGAAGCCACCGAAUAUUGUCGUAGUCAAUGGCUACGCUUCUGGAUUGACGAUACGAGAUGUGCUCACCACCGUCGCCAGUGUAAUUGUCCACAAAGGCAGCAAGCUUCCAGCACAACCCGCUGCAAUGCUCGACACCAUCUUGACGACUCUGACGGAAACACCACCCAAGGAACCCAUCAAGCUCAUCAUCCACUCACUCGAUCACGUCAAUCUCCGCAAAGCAGCAUCUCAAACACUACUAGCACGUCUCGCCGCCCAUCGUAGCAUAUCACUCAUAGCUACAUGCGACAAUCCCAACUUCCCCCUCUUGUGGGACAUAUCUCUCGCCUCGCAAUACAACUUCCUCUUUCACGACGCCACGACUUUCUCGCCCUAUACCGCAGAGAUCGAAGUCGUAGAAGAUGUCAACACCCUCCUCGGCAGAAGCAGCAGACGUCUCGGAGGCAAAGACGGCGUAGGCUACGUCCUCAAAUCUUUACCGGAAAACGCAAGAUCUCUCUUCAGAAUCCUCGUAGCAGAACAACUCGCUCUCGCCGAUACCGAGGGCGAAAUGUUUCUCAAUGGCAGACCUGCCAAAAAGCCCAAACAGAAAAAGUCCACUCCAUCGAAAAAACUCUCCAUGCCAGCAACAUCAUCAUCAGGAGGCGUAGAAUAUCGCACUCUCUACCACAAAGCCGUGGAAGAAUUUGUGUGUUCGAGCGAAGUGAAUUUCCGAACGUUAUUGAAAGAAUUUCAUGAUCAUCAGAUGAUUGAAUCGAAAAAAGAUGCUUUGGGGACGGAAAGGUUAUUGGUUCCGUUUCGAAGGGAGGAGUUGGAGGCUAUUUUGGAGGAUUUGGUGUGAAGAGGUGGAGUUGGUUAAUUCAGGUAAACUAGGUACCUUAGGUUGUCGAGUCAAGUGAAGCGCAGUUUAGUGGAAAUUAAACGUCGAGAAGUUCAAAGUACCUAGGUAGAGAAGAAGAUGGGUGUUCGGAUUAUACAGGUAGGUACGUUAUGUGAAUGAUAUGAAGAAGAAGAAGGUCAAUAGGAGAAUAAAAAGU